Molecule: messenger RNA, 1944 nt
Organism: Spea bombifrons (plains spadefoot toad)
Lineage: Eukaryota; Metazoa; Chordata; Amphibia; Anura; Pelobatidae
Gene: ZBTB8B
Product: zinc finger and BTB domain containing 8B
Exons: 4
Coding region: 182-1555 (457 amino acids)
Biological process (GO): regulation of transcription by RNA polymerase II
Cellular component (GO): nucleus
Molecular function (GO): protein binding; RNA polymerase II cis-regulatory region sequence-specific DNA binding; DNA-binding transcription factor activity, RNA polymerase II-specific
Source: RefSeq, a predicted model, not a curated record
CGAAACGCCACGGAAACUACAACUCCCGGCUUGCCCUGCUGACCCAGGCCAUCUCAUUGGCUCAAUGCUGACCUAGCAUUGUGUUUGCAAUCAAGUCUGGUUGCGUCGUGUGAGGGCUGGCUGAAAGGAAUACUUUUGUGGUAGGUGUUGCAGAUUUGUCUUGGAUUUGCUAUCUGGAAACAUGGAAAUGCCAUCGUACUACACCAAACUCCUUGGGGAGUUGAAUGAGCAGCGGAAGAGAGAUUUCUUCUGCGACUGUAGCAUCAUUGUAGAAGGAAGAAUCUUUAAGGCUCACAGGAAUGUGUUGUUCGCAAACAGUGGUUAUUUUCGAGCCAUGCUUGUCCACUACAUACAAGACAGUGGAAGGCACAGUACGGCUUCUUUGGAUAUUGUCACCUCUGAGGCAUUCUCCACCAUACUGGACUUCCUGUACUCUGGAAAACUCAACUUGUGUGGUGAGAAUGUAAUUGAGGUUAUGAGUGCAGCCAGCUACCUGCAGAUGACAGAUGUGGUUAACUUCUGCAAGGCCUAUAUUCGCUCCUCCCUGGACAUCUGUAGGAAGAUAGAAAGGGAGUGUUCUUUUGGACAAGCAGACAGUGGGAGUGAUGGCUUAGGCAAUGGAAGAGCAACAGUUCAUGGGGGCUUGCAAGAGAAAGGAGGAGAUGGAGUCUGUCAGAAGGAACCACCUUGUGGGGAUUGUAGUAGCUGUAACUCAGUAGAACUGAUAGAUAAGGAUAACCCCAGUAUAGGGUCUCCUGACGAAAAGAGCUCCGGCAAGGUGGUUGAACCCAAAGAAGAGUUUGACUCAGAUGUGGUGGAGGUAACAGAAGGUUUGCAGCCUUAUCAGAUGUCAUCAGGAAUAGACCAAGGAGAGGAAAGUUUGCAUGGAUCUUCUGGAAUGGACAUCGCAUGUAAUAACUACCACAUGAAGCAGUUUCUAGAAGCUCUCCUGCGUAACAGUUCGGCACAGAAGAAGGAUGAACAAAUGCAUCACUUCUCACGUGAUUUUGAGUCUCGUCCAGAGGAUUCCGGUGUUCCGAUGAGUUCUAUGAUCGACAUCCAGGGUGACUGGUAUGGGGAGGAUACAGGUGAUGUUCUGGUUGUUCCCAUUAAACUGCACAAGUGCCCGUUCUGUCCAUACACAGCCAAGCAAAAGGGCAUUCUGAAGCGUCACAUCCGUUCACACACCGGAGAAAGACCAUACCCGUGUGAAAUUUGUGGCAAGAGGUUUACUCGACAAGAACACCUUCGCAGUCAUGCACUAACUGUUCAUCGCUCCAACCGCCCAAUUAUCUGUAAGGGAUGCCGUCGAACCUUCACCAGCAGUCUGUCUCCCGGUCUGAGACGUUUUGGCUUGUGUGACAGCUGCACCUGUGUCACUACAACGCAUGAUGAGUCCCAUCAGAGAGGUCCUAAUGAAUCUGCAAAUGAGAGCUUGGACAAGGAUGAAGUAGAUGGUGACUGGCCCAUCUACAUUGAAUCUGGAGAUGAGAAUGAGGCAGCUGAAGAAGAGGCAGAAGAUAAGGAACAAAUACAUAGAGAGGUCCUGAUGUGAUCCGAGCAAUGAACGUAUCAUCGCUUCUCUAUUCCAGACAUUUAAGUAGGAUUGCUCUUGAAAAUUAACCUCCGUCCCUUAGUCGGCCCAUGUUCUUCUCAAAGGUAUGCAGGUUUCUUGCCUGAAAGACAAUGUACAUUGGCACUGGCUGGUAGUGGGCCUCUAACUUUUUGAUCAAACCUUACUUUUCAUUUAAGUGCUGUGCACUGAAUACUAUAGUCACAAAUAUGUGACUGGUUUUACCAUCAUUUUGAAAAUUCUCCAGUGUUUUGAAGGGACUGCAGUGCUGAACAGCAGCCUGGAACCAAAACGAAUUACUGUAAAUAGAAGAAACAGUUACUGUCCUUCGCUCAGACGAGUCUUCUGUACUCCACCACUCACACGGCAAU